GUCGUCUCCGUGCUCUGCUCUCUGCGAGAGCGCGAACGUCAGCUGCCGCAGCCCCUCCACACGGUACCCAAUAGCAGCAAACUAUGGUAAGCCGCGCGGUCCAGAACGCGUAUCAACUGAGUGUGAUCGGGGAGGAAGCUGUGGGGUGGUUGGACGAAGCAGAGCAAUCAUGCGAAGCGGGAGAAUGUGUUCUGUCCUUAGACGCGCUCAUCAGCGUGGGUUCCAAGCACCUCGUUGUGCUUGAAAAGUUUGAAAGCGUCAUUGCUUCGAACCCCCUUGGAUUGAAACCGUCGGUCCCCGUGGCGCCCUUGCGCCAGUGGAUCGGGCGCUGGCGAGCCGCUGCUGCUGAGGCCGAGACGCUUGGGCUGGGCCGCGACAUUUCAUACAAGUACUGGCAAAAAAACAUCGAGCUGCCGGAAGUGGUCAUCAGGGCGACAAAGUGGUUUGAUACUGCUGAAAGAUUAGCACAAGCGGUGGAUGUGUCGCGUCUUAUGAAAUUCGCAACCGAUGGCAGACGUCACAUUGAAGCCGUCAGGGCGUGUCUGAGUAUACCCAAACUCCGUCGCUGGUCCAUACAACGAAGCUUCGUAAAGUGGAGUUUGCUGGUGGUGCGAUGGGUAGAUCAAGCGCAGCAGGCGGAAGGGCCCGAGUCGCCCGACGACUCUACCACCAUGGAAAUUAUCACCCUAUACGAGCGGAUGAAGAUGGAAAGGCGAGCAAAGAAGGCGGACAGGCUCAAGAAGCGGACGUGCUCCCACUGCGGGAAGAAGGCUCCCCUCUCUCAAGUAUCGUUCGCCUACUGUGGGGGUUGCCGGCACUCGGGCGUCGCGCGCGAACACUGGACGCGCUACUGCAGCGAGGCGUGCCAGCGCGCGCACUGGGCCGCGGGGCACAAAGACGAGUGCCCGUGCGCGAAAGACUUGUAAGAUUUUUUGUCCUAAACCUACCAAUUA
This is a messenger RNA of Pelagomonas calceolata, 953 nucleotides long. The record is from the annotation of a GenBank genome assembly. Lineage: Eukaryota; Pelagophyceae; Pelagomonadales; Pelagomonadaceae.